UUUACACAGUAACCCACCUUUGUGGCCGUGGUAUACAUCAAAACGGGGGGUUGAACACGUCCUCUUGAAAAGAAAAGACCGCUAACGGGGACUUAUUCCGGUGUGGCUCGCGACGCGUUUGCGGAGCACUAAAUUGGAAGCUGCGUUUUUGUCUUAUUCAACGUGCUCGAAAGGGGAAAGACGUUAAGUGUCCCAAACCGAAGACGAAGUUAGGGUUGGAAAUGGACAGCGUCAAUGGGUCCGCUCGGUAUCUCCAACGGGAGCCGCCGGUGGGGUGAGGAUCAUCGCUCACAUUUAGCCCAGUUGGACAGAAACCGGUCUGCUCCGAGCAGAUGUGAUCAAAAGAAGGGACACGAUUGACUGUGUCGCGAGCUGUCAGUGUUAUUUAAAUUGUCCAUGCAAUACUAUCACACAGACGAGCAUUGCUUUGACGGAAAAAAAGGAACACUUUUAUUUAUAAUCCCCCCCCCCUCCACGGCGGGUGACAUAACCCAUCCACCAUGGACCUGCUGGAGUGUCCGCUCUGUCUCUUCCUGAUGUGCGAGCCGGUGACCACGUCGUGCGGCCACACGUUUUGCCGGAGAUGCGCGGGGGGCUACCUGCCGUCCAAGUGCCCGUCGUGCACAGAGAGUCUACAAAAAAGGGAGGAAAAGAGCAUGAAGAACAACGUCCUGCUCAUCAGCGUCGUGGAGAAGUGCUGCCCCGACGAGACGAAGGCGAAGUGCCACUUACAGGAGAAGCUCAAAGCCAGCGAGUUCGCCGAAGCUUUACGCAUCGCGAACGAGGGGCUGUACUUGGUCCCGAAUGAUCAAAGUUUGAAGCUGUGUCGAGCCGAAGCUAACUGGGGCCUGACGCGUUUCUCUGACGCUCUGACAGACCUCGACUAUCUCUGCUGCCUUCGGCCUAACUGGACCGAGGGCUUCUUUCGUAAAGGGAGUGCGCUGCUGGAAAUGGGUCAUCAGACAGAGGCCCUCAUCCAGUUCCACCGCUGCCUCAAACUUCAAGCUGACUUUGUCCCUGCAAAGAGCCAGAUCCAGAAGAUUCUGGAGGCGGAGGGCAUGGAAGUGCCGGACGAGGUGUCCUCCAUCUUGCAAGUGGUGUCUGAGUACUUGAAAGGGACCGGCCCCAUUACCAGCCUCAGUGGCUCUCAGGGGCCAACUCACCCCGAGGGCCUCCAACACCCACGUGGGGAUGACGGAGAGGGAAGAGAGGGGCGAGAAGCACACCAGCACGACACGGGGACCGAGUGCUGCCUCAACCUCUGCCAAGAUGUUUCCUUCCUCCCCGCUGCCGAGGAGGACGAGGAGAUGAUGAUGAGGAGGGACGAUGGGCAUGGCGGGGGUGAAAGCGGUCUCAGCAGAGAGAAGACUCUGGGAGUCCUCACCGUGUCAGACUUUGAGUGCCCUCUCUGCAUCAGGUUGUUUUUUGAGCCAGUCACGACGCCCUGUGGUCACACCUUCUGUAAAAACUGCAUCGAGAGGAGUCUGGACCACAACCUCCGCUGUCCCCUCUGCAAACAGCCACUACAAGAGUACUUUAAAAAUAGGAAGUACAACCCCACAGUUCUGCUCCAGGACAUCAUGACCCGCCUUUUCCCCUCACCGUUGGCUGAGAGGAAACAGGUCCAUGAUGCUGAGAUGGCUGAACUGUCCAAUCUAACUACGGACAUCCCUAUAUUUGUUUGCACGGUGGCCUACCCUGGAGUGCCGUGCCCCCUGCACAUCUUCGAGCCUCGCUAUCGGCUGAUGAUGCGCCGCUGCAUGGACACGGGCACCAAAAAGUUUGGCAUGUGCUGCUAUGAGCAUGGCAAGGGGUUUGCAGACUACGGGUGCCUGUUGGAAAUCCACAGUCUGGAGCUGCUGCCCGAUGGCCGGUCCUUUGUGGACGCAGCGGGUUGCAGCAGAUUCAAAGUGCUCAAGAGAGGUCAGCGAGAUGGCUACCACACCGCUGAUAUCGAGUACCUGGAGGACCUCAAGGUCAGAGAUCACCAAACUACGGCAACAUUUCGAGGAAGAUAUCCCAACCUGGACCUCCUCCCUCUCCUGACUUUGUUUUUGCUCGUCUGUGCAUCCUCCCUCCUCCAGGUUGAUGGUAGUGAGUUGGAGGUGUUGGAGCAUCUCCAUGACAGCGUGUACCAGCAGGCCCAGGACUGGUACCAGCACCUUGGCAUCCGCAUUCGCGAUCAGAUCAACAGACAGUACGGCACCAUGCCAGACAAGGAGGAAAACAUUCAGGCCUCGUCCAACGGUCCGGCCUGGUGCUGGUGGCUGCUGUCUGUCCUCCAGCUGGACCCUGCCUAUCAAACCACUGUCCUGUCCCUGGCCUCGCUCAAAGACCGCUUGGGACACCUCCGCCUCAUCCUGGAGUACUUCUCUCAGAGCUAGACUCCACACUCAGCUCAGUGGUAUUGUGACAACAUCCGGCUGAGAGUCAGUGGACACCAAUGAAUGCAUCCCCACCAGAGUUUGGGAUUGGGUCUACUCUGAAUCUUAAGUCACAGCCCGAAGCCCAAUCACCUGGUUAAUACACCCUUUUACAGUUUGUAAAGAAUGAUGAUGUUCGUCGGCAAGCGCACGCAGUCUGGCGACGAAAGCGCUGCCAUUUUUUGAGUCAACACAUUUAAUUGCUCGCAGCCAUUAAGGUCGUCAGUGUUACGGUUUAAUGAGUGACCAAGGUAACUGGUGACUCUCAGCCGAAUGCGUCCGUGGUUGCUCGUUGCUUGAUAAUACAAACGGAACAUGUGGAUGCUGUUUGUCAUCAACUGGUGGGAAAAGUGUGAAGUGACACGAUGAGGAGGCGUGGUCAGCUUUGAAUGACGUAAUCACCGUAUGCACGUGUGUCGGCUGUAAAUAAUGAGUGGUUUGUCUCUUGUCGUCUACGACUAUGUUUUUUUAAAAUUUCACACGGCGUGGUGUUUAACAUCUCCUGUGCAGAGAUGGCUGUAAAAUAAUCUAGUGAGGGGUCAGACUACGGUGUGUCGCUUGCGUCCCCCCCCACCCUGUCCGUCCGGCCCCUCUCCCCCCAGUCAUGGUGCCUUUUGGAGGGCCUGGGCCAACUCACCAGGACACCUGCAAGUCUUAGACUUUCUACACUACACACUUUUCUUUCGUUUGCCGUUGAUAUUGUGCUACAUAUUCCAAAAGAAUGUCGAAGCUGCAAUGUUGGGUAGAGAACCGGUUUAACUGGGUGAACCAUUUUACUUUAUUAAACGUGCCGUCGAUAUUUUCUAUGUAGUGUGUUUUCAAGGAAUAGUAUAGGCUAAAUAGUCACUGUGUUUAUGUUUGUCUACAUGGACUCUGGUGUUGGUCUUCAAACCCCUCAUGCCUUCUGUAUGGUGGACAUUUGAACGGCCAACACAUCACGUGACACGGUCAGAGUUAGUCCAGCAAACGUGCCAACAGAUGCAGUUUGUGUGAUGCAGAACAGCAGCCUUGCUCGUGUGAUAUUGUAGAUAUCGUUUAGAAUAAAAGGGGUGAUCUUGAGACUUGAUACGCACUAAAAUAAAUGACCCAAUGGAUGGGCUGAUGGAUACUGGGGCAUCGGUUGUGUAAUAGACACUGAACACCGACCUGAGAACUUACACUCAACUUGAGGGCAAAUAACCCACCUUUUUUUUUUGUUUCUUUCACCAUCUUUUAGGAUGGGUUAAUCAACCUUAGUUAAUAUGCUGAUGUUUUUGAAGCCAUCUGUGAUUAAAAUUGGCGUCAAAGACUUUCACGUGCCAGUUAUCACAACAUGUCUCCAAAGCUUUAGUAUCAUUGAUUUCACUGAGAGAGAGAAAAAAAACCACGCAUCAAUAAAAGAUCAGUUUCUUGCUGCUACAUGACAUGAUUAAAUAAAGCUCGCUCACGAAUAAAAAGGGAUCGAGAUUCUUAUAGAAUUUUCCUGAACGACCAGCCUCGUUUGUGAUAAACGCAUGACAAGCCCACAGCCAUUGGGGUGAAUUCCACUCCCCUGUUGGGCCUCUUAUCGGAGAGGGAGAUAUUUUUGCACAGUGAAAUCAUUUUGUGUGUUUUGUUGAUCUCUCUCUUUAUCAAAUCAUGCAUAUUUGUGUGUGAUGUCGCUUUUCAUUGAAGACCCAGCGAUCGGUCUCAUGUUGGUUUUUACUCUGUUGACACUGUUUGAAACUGAAUUUAAUCUCUGCACCAAUGUGCGAUUUUACUUCAUGAUAAAAUGCAAAAUACAUUUGAACAACAAAUGAUUGUAGCCCACAUGUUUUUGAUCCAGCUAUUGGCACAUUUGAUGUCUAAUUUGCCACGCAAACCUUUGAAAACCAAUGUGUCUCAGCACAGUCGUGACUUUGCAUGUCCUCAGUAUAAUUGGGUUAUGGCAGAAAAUGUCCUGCAACACAGUUAAAACAAUUUGGACCAAAUCCCCGGUCUCUAAUGCAGGACACGACGCAUUAGAAGUGACCCCUUUUUGGCAGCGAGAAACCCGUCUUACACUUGUGAACUUGGGAAAGGGUUCUUGCUAUGUGCUGCAGCUCGCAGCAUGUGUGUGUGGUCCGAUUGGUCCGUGGACAGCAUGAACUGGAGGGGACACGAGUUGUGAUUCCCUCCACUCGGUGCUCAAAUCACUCAGAGGUUUAAAACACACUGAAACUAAAGCAACUUCUGUCUGAUUCAUUUCUUCAUUUGUAUUCAGUCCACCUCAAAGCCGAGGGCGGUAAAUUAUCUCGAUCGUAUUAUUGUUCAUUCGCUUGGCCCCUUGGAUGACUUUUUAAAUGUUAUUAUAAAUAAAGAUUUUCAAAACAAA
Molecule: messenger RNA, 4755 nt
Organism: Cyclopterus lumpus (lumpfish)
Lineage: Eukaryota; Metazoa; Chordata; Actinopteri; Perciformes; Cyclopteridae
Gene: lonrf4
Product: LON peptidase N-terminal domain and ring finger 1
Exons: 11
Coding region: 501-2384 (627 amino acids)
Molecular function (GO): protein binding
Source: RefSeq, a predicted model, not a curated record